UGACUUGUUGUUUUCCUACUCGGUGGCUCCACUUCGGUGUCUCCGGGAUGCUGAGCAGGAGGGCGGGGCUGAGAUUUUUUGCGGUGCCGUGGGGUGAUGAAGCAGGACGCAGCGGACACAGAAGGAAACAGAGCAAACGUCAGUGCGGUUGUUUUUUGUAGUUAACUCGGUGAAAUAUGUGUAUUUUUGGAUGCAAAAUGGAUCUACUCAGUAAUAGCCUGAUUUAACGUAUCGUAACGUGUCAUUCUUGGAGGUAUCGGUGCAUCCUGACACACGGACAUCUUGUUUCUCUGAAAUCAGGAUAGUAGAGACAUAUUUUCUUCACCUUGGACCCUGUGCAGGUUUUGUGUGUUAGUGGAGCUCUCUGCAGCCCAGCAUGGCUUGGCCUUGUAUAAGCAGGGCGUGCUGCAUGGCCCGCUUCUGGAACCAGCUGGACAAGGCUGACAUUGCGGUGCCUUUGGUCUUCACCAAGUACACGGACGUCUCUGAGAUGCAGCACAUCCAGCUGCAGCCGCCGCUCCACCCUCCCCAGGCCCGGGUCGCCAUAGAAACGCAGCCGUCUCGCGCAAAUUCCCGCACCCCAGCAGCGGGCCGCGCGCCGCGAAGGUGCGUCUCCGAGGAGCGCGUGUGCAGCUCGGUGAUGCGCGAGGACUUUAAGCACUGGAAAGUGCGACCCGAACCAAGCUGUAAACCCAAGAACGAGUACCACGGACCAGAGACACCGUUCAACAGCGAGACCCAGUACCAGAAGGACUUCAAGCCCUGGCCUAUCCCGAAAAGGUAUGACCACCCUUGGAUACCCAAAUCUGCAAACGACCCGGACCGGCCCAGGCACGCGAAGCAGCAAGCGGCGCUGGCGGAUGCGGAUAGCGGCGUGGAGAAGAGCGCGAUAGCCGACAAGGUCCAAGAGAAAGACCUGCUGCAGGGUCAAGAGAGGAAAAAGAAGCCCAAUAAACAUGAGGGGGUGAAGAAGGUGGUCCUGAAGGGGGAAGGAGAGGGCAAAGGGAGAGCGGCGGCGGACGCUGUGAACCGGCAGAUCAAGGAGGAGAUCACAGGAGGCAGCUCGUACAAUACUGAGUAUAAGGCUUACAGAGAUGUGAAGCCAGCAAAGAUGAUCCGGGCCAAGUCCCAGUACUUGCCCCCAGAUGGGAAGACCAGUCUAGAGACCAGCUACAGCGCCAACUUCAAGGGACAGGCCCCGCUUCGGUCUGCUGACAACAAGGCCAUGGAGAGGAGGAGGAUACGUAGCCUGUACAGUGAGCCUUACAUAGACCCCAUCCAACAGGUUGACAGGUAUAGUGCUCGCUCUAAACCCAAAAAGCCUGGAGCCACAGCGGCAGGCCCGGGCAAACCAGUGAAGAAAGCCAAAGAUAAGCAGAGCGCCGCACUGAGGGGCUCAAAAAAGACGACAUCAGAGAACCAGCCCGAGAACCGACCAGCGGUGGGGGACAAGGAGAAAAGUAAAGAGAUGAACAACAAACUGGCUGAGGCAAAAGAGUUGCCAUGGCUACUGUCUUGUUAGCCAAUGGAUGGCUCUCGUUGCAUGGGCCCACGAGCCGAAAAGCAAUCCUGAAGUGUUGGCUUUGAUCAGCUGAGCAGAUUGCUUUGUUGACUUUAUCAAGGAUUUUUUUCCCCUCUUCUUUUUUUGUCUCCGGAGAAAAAUAACCACAUUGGCUCUUUGGAUUUGGUUUCUGCACUUCAAAAAUUAACAUUCAAUCUGAAAAUCUUUGAUAAAAGUCCUGCUUGGUUAGUCCAUUUCUUGAUUUUUUUUACCUGCUUUUCAUCUUUGCUACUGUUCUCUGUUCAUGGAAGAGCUCACAGCGCUCAGAGUCUGUGCUCAGCAAUGUCAUUAUGCUUUGUGUAAAUGUGAUUUUGUUAUCCAGUGUCUCAUUUCUGAAAUCUGUUGUAGGCUAUGACAAACUGUUGUCUAUUCAUCUCAAGAUAUAACACCCUGCUCUGCCAUCCAUUCAUGUGAGACCCAUUCACACAGUGGUAUUCUAAUUCACUCGGAGCUAUUUUGUAAAGCAAAAUUUGUUGCCAAGAACCCAUCUGGGUCACACUUAACUGAUUAUGCAUAAACACCAGUCAUUUGCAAAGCAGAUGAGUAUCCCCUCUGAAUGAGACAACGCUGCUGUGCAGUAGUAGUGACAUUAUAUCAUUAGAGUAACAGCAUUACUCAGAACCAGAGAGGGAUGAGUUCAGUGGAGCUGGGGAUGUUUUGAACAUUUCAGGUUGUAUCCUGUCUGCCGAGCACACGACCGCGCAGAGCUAACAAUCUCAAAAGCCAUGAUUCACUGUAAUCACCCCCAAGUGGCGUUAAUUAACAACACUAAGCCCCCUGCAAAGCCUCACAGCAGUUAUGCAAUUUUAGCUUGUACUCAGGCACACACAUACAAACACACACACACACUCUCUCUUUUGGGCUUUUUAAUGCACUCUGCCGAGGGUGAGUGUAACCAAUGUGAUUUAACUGCGACAGGAUGAUAGUAGACAGCUGAAUCGCAGACUAAUGGCACUCCGCACGUUACCUUUAAAGUGGAAGCUGCAGGAUGAGGAGUGGAACCAAAGAAAUCAACAAUUCUCUGCCAUUUGUGAAAUGUAUUUACCACUUAAAAGAGUUUUUUUAAGGUGUGCUUUUUAUAUUUAUACAGCCCUGUCUGCUAGAAAUAACCAUUAUGUUUCAAUAAUUUGUAACGUGUCAACAGCCUGAUAUAAUACCGCCUCUAUGUGACCCUUAGCGACAAGAUUGAUCAUUUCUAAUACGUUAUUCUUAAAGACUGUAAUUGCUUCACAGGGCAGGUGUCCAACAGCAUUUUUUACAUUGCUAUGGCAAAAAUUCAUGGUGAGUGAUUUUUUUACACAUGGACAGGACGACAUAAGAUAAGAUAAGACAUACCGCUUCCACGAAGGCAACCAAAAUUUACACAAAGUGAAAGCUCCUCACAGGAGCUUCAAAAAGGCAAAUAUAGUUACCGCUGUUUGAAACAUACACGGUCACAGCGAUGUGAACAACCAAUAAACAACAUGAUCAUUUUUAUCGCCUUAACCAAAAUUCUUCUGUUGCUGAAACUUAAUCAAAACUAAGAGUCACAAAAAGUAGUGCUUCAUUCAGUCUGGAAAAAAACUGCUGAACAUACUGUCAGGAGGAGCAGUCAUGUUGUUACACCCCCUUUUACAGCAUCAAAUAACUAAUCAAAAGUUUGAUUUUCAAAGAAAAAAGUAUUUUGACAUAAAUAAGAGCCAACAAUAAUAACAGAAACAAAUUUGACAAGAUUUUUUAGGUUGUACUUUGACCCAUUUUCAAUCUGUUAACAUGGAGCAUGUUGUGAUGUGUGACCAGCCAGAAGGGGGAGCUCCAAAUAUUUUGGCUACACCUUUAAGGGAGAUGUAAUUUUGGGACUCAGUUUGAAAACAUGUAAUUUACCAAUGCCAGUCUACUCCAGACUUCAUCCAGUGAUUCAAAUAUAACCACAACAUUAUCAGAAAAGCAGCUUUUUUAAUACACCAACAUAUUUUAAAGUACACUUAAGUUGGUUAAUAUGGUACCUUAUUAAUACACCUCUGUAUGCACACAGUUAUGUAAUGAUUACUUCUUCUGUUUUGGACUCCACCCUUUAUCACUCUCUGUUUCUGAAUCCAUGUUGUUCUGCUUGUUUUUACACAAACUUCUGGCUCAAAGUGAGAAAAGUAUGUUGGGUUGAUGUGGUGAAGAAAACGGGAUAUAGAGUAAGUUGUACUGUACGUGUUUAAACCAAUUAUAAGCUCCUUUGUAUAUAUAUAGCUUGUACCUGUCUCUAUGUUAAAGCAGGGCUACAUCCAGUUGCUUUUCUCUAAGUCUUAGCAUUUAUAUGUAUCAAGAGACGCCACUUUCUCAAGCCUUUGUUUUUGCAUUAGAAGAGCACUGUACUGUCUGGGUUGACCCAUCAAUGCGCAUCGUUCCCUCCAUUUUGAAUUGAAUGCUGAUACCUUAUCUUUUUUCUGUGGUGUCUGAGACAGCUACCAUCUCCACAUCCAUCAUGUCUAUCCGAGCUGAGCCCCAUCAGGGAUGAAUGACUCAUUAGCAUUUUGCAGCCUUUGGUUGGGGGAAACUUAGUCAGAUAACACAAUAGAAGAGGGGUCUUGUAGGUGCAGUAAAUGUAAACUUAGCACACCACACACCCUGUGCUAUCUUUGUGGUUAAUAGGCUAAUAAGGGUAGAAAGUUUGGUGAAGAAAGUUAUGUUUUGGGCAAAAAAAAAUAUUGACUGUGACGUGCUUGUGUUUCUAUCUGCUUGCUCAUAUUUAAUGAACAAAUAAAUGCA
Molecule: messenger RNA, 4300 nt
Organism: Notolabrus celidotus (New Zealand spotty)
Lineage: Eukaryota; Metazoa; Chordata; Actinopteri; Labriformes; Labridae
Gene: map6a
Product: microtubule-associated protein 6a
Exons: 4
Coding region: 377-1522 (381 amino acids)
Biological process (GO): regulation of microtubule cytoskeleton organization; cytoskeleton-dependent intracellular transport; microtubule cytoskeleton organization
Cellular component (GO): microtubule; cis-Golgi network; Golgi-associated vesicle
Molecular function (GO): microtubule binding; calmodulin binding
Source: RefSeq, a predicted model, not a curated record